AUGUCUUUACCACGAAUCACUACAGUCGUGGGCGCUGGUCUUGGUGGUCUGAUCUUGGGCCAGUGUCUGAAAGCAAAGAACAUCCCCGCCACCAUUCUAGAGAAAGCUUCUUCUUCAUCACGUUUCAACUACGGUGUAACACUCCAGCAAUCUGUUUACCAGCCUUUACUGCGAAUACUUCAGAUGAAUGAAGCAAGCUUUUUGGAAAAGUGCUCGAUUGGUGUGCCUGAGGUCCAGAUGAAUUCAGCGACUACCACGACGACCAUCCGCUGCCAUCGCGGAAGAUUGGAAGCUAUUCUCCGUGAGGGGUUGGACAUCAGAUGGGAGCAGUGUCUCAAGAGUGUGAAAAUGACCCCGCAAGAAAUUUCAUUGCAUGUAGAGAAUGGGCCCACGUUUGCAAGUGACACCAUUAUUGGCGCUGAUGGAGUUCACUCGCAGCUUCGCAAGUCAUUCAUCCCAAGUUCUUGUCUCAAUGUUCUCCCCUACGUUGUUUUCAAUGGCAGACGCAGCAUUACCCUGCAAGAUUACAAGCAUGGACUCCAAAAACACAUGUCGGGCCAGACGAUAAUCCAUGCUCUACGUGGUAAUGUGCUGUUCCGGGUGUAUGUGAACGAAUACACUGCAACAGAUGUCUGUUUGGGCUACACAUAUUCGCGCCCGGCACGGGCCAACGAUCAACUUUAUGAACCGUACAGACCAACAAUUGGAGCGGAAAACAUUCCAGAGGAAUUUUACGCUGAACUGUCACUGUUCAAGCAGAAGGAGCUAGGGCAGGGAUUUGCAGACAUUUUUGACAGCGAGAAGGUUCGCCAAGACAGAGUCUUGCAUUGGUUGAUGCGAAGCAGCACGGUCCCACUCAAAGAGAUUCAGGAUCUUGCAGUCCGAGGUGUUUGGCUGAUUGGGGACGCAGCCCACCCAAUGCCAAUCUUGGGUGGGGAAGGUGCAAAUAAGACCAUCACAGAUGCGAUAGUAUUAGUAGAUCAUCUCUCGAAUGGAUCGGCUUCUAACAAGAACGAAUUCCUUAAGAAAAGACACCAAGAGUGGAGAAGGGUUGUCGACGAAGGCGAAAGGAGACUCUCUGAGAUGCAUGGUUUAGGCUUCCCUUCGUUGUGA
Messenger RNA from Letharia columbiana, 1113 nucleotides. RefSeq lists its product as uncharacterized. NCBI's taxonomy places the organism in Eukaryota, Fungi, Ascomycota, Lecanoromycetes, Lecanorales, Parmeliaceae. The transcript has a single exon. Gene Ontology annotation, molecular function: FAD binding. The record is from RefSeq and is a predicted model, not a curated record. Bases 1 to 1113 code for a protein of 370 amino acids.